UAAGGAGGUUUUCUUUUUUUUGAACCAAAGAAGUAAAAGUGAGUUAAAAUAGUAAUUAAAGAUGUGGGGGACACUCUAGUACUUGUACUAGUAUUCUUACCAACCUACUCAACUAGUGUACUACUACUACUACACACUACAUUAUAGUAAACAAAAAAAUGAAAAGAAAAAAAAAAGAGAAAGAGAGAAGUUGAAGCCGUACUCUUCUUUCUCCAUCACUUUUUCAUUUAUUAUUAUUAAUAAUUUUGAUUUAAUAUUUAACCCAUUACAUUACCACACCACUAAUUUUGACUGCAAAAUCAAACCAAAAACAAAAUAAAAGGCUCUUUCUUUCUUUCUUCUUCUUCUUCUUCUUAUUUAGCUUUGGAGCUUAUAUUAUGAUCAGAAGAAGAAUCUCUCUUACAGUCUCACUCAUUAUUAUGGAUAUGGUUAUGCUUAUAAUGUUGGUCCCAACUUCAGAUUUCUCUUCAAACUAUUAACAACAACAAAAUCUCACUUCCAUUUUUAACCAUGGAAUAUGAAAGGAUCCAAAAGCCUCAGGGUGGUGGUGGAGGAGGAGGAGGUGGUGGAUUUUCGCCUGGAAAGUUGAGGAACAUGCUUAUGGGAGUAGAGAAACAGAGGAAGAAAGAAGAAGACCUCAUUGAAUCAGCCUUCACAUUGAGAUCUCAACCUUUUGAUGUUGAUGAAUCUGGUGGCAAUAGUUCUGAUACCUGCAAAGAUGUAGAUGUUGUGAGUGUUCUUCCUGACUUCUCAACCUCAGUGACAUCUGAUUCGUUAGGCUUGGAUAUGGUUAGUGAUCGUAGAUUGAAGGAUAAUAGUACAUUAGUAAAUUCAAGAGCUAGAAAUCAACAAGAUCCACCUUUAGAUUAUGAUUGUGGGCAGGAUGGAAUGAGCAUUUCCUCAUCAAUCUUUGAGUUUCAGAAGGGUGAGAGGACCCAACAAAGAGUUCCCCUUGCUCCUUUCUCCAAGCCAGCUCCUUCGAAAUGGGACGAUGCCCAGAAAUGGAUAGCAAGUCCUACCUCUAACCGGCCUAAGGGAGGGCAGGCUGGCCAGGGAGCUGGAUCACGUAAGGUGGGUGGUCUUAGCUAUGGGAGCCGGCAACAGUCUACAAAGACUGUUGUUGAAGUUCCAGAUCAAAGAGUGGUAGCUUCCGAAGAACCUGAUACGAAACAGAUGGAUACAAAUCAAACUAAGAUGGAAAGUUGGGGUCAAAAGCUUCUACCUUGGGAGGCUGACUCAUAUCCUACUGCAGAUUCGUAUAGCAAGCCUGUGCUCAUGAUCGAAAACUCAGUUGGAGAAUCAGCAAUCAAUCUCAGCCGUCAUAGCUCAUCUGUAGCCAUCCAGAGCGCACUGACAUUUAUUCCACCUCCUUCAACAGCUAGAUCAGUAUCAAUGAGAGAUAUGGGCACAGAAAUGACACCUAUUGCUAGUCAAGAACCUUCUCGGACUGGAACUCCCGUGAGGGCUACAACACCAAGUCGCAGCCCAAUUUCUUCACUUCCUUCUACUCCGGGCAGAACAGCGCUGGAGUCAUCUUCAACUGAUCCACCGAUUGUCAAUCUGGAUCCUACCAAUGGAUUGUCUGAGAAAGAGCUGCAAAUAAGAACUAGGAGAGAAAUUAUUGCUCUUGGUACACAGCUUGGUAAAGCAAACAUUGCUGCCUGGGCUAGCAAAGAAGAUGAGGAUAAAGAUGCAUCCUCUUCAUUAAAAAACAUAGCAGCAGAACAACAAGCUCAAAAUGUUAUAGAGACCCGUGCAACGGCAUGGGAGGAAGCAGAGAAAGCCAAGUACAUGGCCAGGUUCAAACGAGAAGAGAUGAAAAUUCAAGCAUGGGAAAAUCACCAGAAAGCAAAAACAGAAGCUGAGUUGAGGAAAAUUGAGGUAGAAGUUGAAAAAAUGCGAGGGCGAGCUCACGAUAAGCUUAUGAACAAGCUUGCAUCUGCAAGGCAUAAGGCCGAAGAAAAACGAGCAGCAGCAGAAGCUAAGAGAAGCCAGCAGGCUGCAAAAACAGAACAACAAGCAGAGUACAUUCGAAGAACUGGUCGCGUUCCUUCCUUAUUCUACUGUUGGAAUUGGUGCUCUUGAAUUUUAUUCCUUUCUUGAAGAGGAAUUUUCUUUUCAAUGUUUUUUUUUUGUCAACGUCACUGAUACUCUUACAUAUUGUCUACACGAGCAUGUCAAAAUGUUUAGCUCAAAACCAUUCCUUGUUUAGAAAAGUUAUGCUUCUUACAAUAUUCAAAUGAAGUCUUCUUUUGUACAUAGACCUUUGGUUUUUGAUAGCAAGCAUUAUUUCUCUUGCAAGUUUAA
This is a messenger RNA of Cannabis sativa, 2307 nucleotides long. RefSeq lists its product as uncharacterized. The transcript has 6 exons. The record is from RefSeq and is a predicted model, not a curated record. Bases 511 to 2085 code for a protein of 524 amino acids. NCBI's taxonomy places the organism in Eukaryota, Viridiplantae, Streptophyta, Magnoliopsida, Rosales, Cannabaceae.